GAAGUGUCUGGCUUUAUAAAGACCUGGUUCUGGAGAGACAGCCAGCCUUUCACAUCUGGGAGACAAGCUGAAGCAAGGACAUCUACCAACUCCAGGCCCACACGGCGGCAGCAGUCACAGAACCCGUCGCACCAAAACCAUCCCAACCAAAGUUGCGACAGACUCAAUGCCCAGAUAUUGGGUGGAUCUGGAUCGCCUUGCUUCAUUCUACGCCAUGGACGCCUGUUGAAGCCAUUCACUUCUGACCAGGCGUCUGCUCCUGAAAGGCCACCUACGCAUCUUCUGAAAAGGUGGCAGAAGGCACAACCACACUUGACCGACUAUUGCUUCGAGGGGUGAAGUCCAUUAAAAAAAAAAAGUUAUUUUUGAGAAGGCAAAAAAAAAACAAAACCAAACCAACCCAAUUAACACCGGCAAAAGAAAAGAGAAUCCCGGAUUUCACUUUAAAAUACACAAGUUCCCUUUUUUUUUUCUCCCUGUCCUGGGAUUUUGGAAUGCUGGGCUCCAUCAAAAUGGAAUCGCACGAUCUUUCUGAAUGGAAUUCGUACUAUAAUGAACCCACAGAGGUAUUUCCAACCGUAAGCACAAUGGCAUCCAGCUUGGGACCGAUGAACCCGAUUAACUCCUACGUGACGCUGAACCCCCUCAGUUCUCCCGGAUCUAUGAAUAUGACUUAUCCAAACAGUGGCCUGCCUAGCCCUUCUCUCACUGGGCUGACCAAUGCCAGCAGUCCAAUGGGCCUCCCGUCUGUGUCGUCUCCUGUCAGUCCUGUAUUGACUCCACUGGGGGCUCAGGGUCCCACCCUCAAUUCUCUGUCACCUUACCAGAAUGUCAGCCAGUCGAUGGCUCCACUCAGCUACUCGCCUUCUAGCAUGAACAGGCCCAAGGAGAUUAGUAAGUCCUACCGGCGCACAUUGACCCACGCCAAGCCGCCCUACUCUUACAUCUCCCUCAUCACUAUGGCCAUUCAGCAGGCCCCAAGUAAAAUGCUGACCCUCAACGAGAUUUACCAGUGGAUCAUGGACCUCUUCCCUUACUACCGCGAAAACCAGCAACGUUGGCAGAACUCCAUCCGCCACUCUCUCUCCUUCAACGACUGUUUCGUCAAGGUGGCCCGUUCCCCUGACAAACCUGGCAAGGGCUCCUACUGGGCCCUCCACCCAAAUUCAGGGAACAUGUUUGAGAACGGCUGCUACCUGAGGCGCCAGAAGCGUUUCAAAAUUGAGGACAAGGCCAAGAAAUCUAGCUCCAAAGCUUCCAGCACCCAAGAGCAAAACCCCAAGAUUUCUGAGGGUCUUCAAGAAGGCCAGAGCCCCAACACAAGUUCGGAAGGGGCUGAAUCAGGUCACUCAGACACCUCCCACGGGUCUGAGGAACAGAGGGGUCUGGUUCAACUGGAUUGCUCAGGUGCACGGGGUUCGUCCCCCAUAUCUGAGACCUCUCCAGCCCCCAUCUCCCAGACCAUGAAUAGCCACUACUUUUCCACAUCCAUCACCAACCUGGACCUUCCAGGGGAUCUCAAAAUGGACCCUCAGUUCAACUUCAACCACCCCUUUUCCAUCAACAACCUGAUGUCUACCGAGCAGAGCCACAAGAUUGACCUGAAAUCCUAUGAGCAGACAAUGGCUUUCAACGGUUACAACUCCCCCCAUUCAGUGGAAGGGAAACACACCUAUGAGACAUCCACCUCGCUCAGUGAGACUGGCUCUUACUACCAGAGCCUGUACAGCCGCUCCCUGCUCAAUGCUUCGUAAGGCUCAAUGCCGUAUUAUAAUGCAAGGAAGGAGGAGGAGGCCAGAGAGAUCUCUACCUCCGGCCACAAUUACCAGCAAGACCAUCAAUGAGCAACUCCCACUCAUUGCCAAGAAGCAAAUACAGCGAGGGCGGUCCAAAGGAGUACACAGCCAAUGGCCCGGUCUGUCAAGAUCAUGAUGAAAUCAUUUGCUUUCCAAGACCAAUCUUUCUACACAGUGGUCAACAGCCCAUGAAGAGCUUCCAUUCCUAUGCAUUCACCUACCCAUAAUGACCAGGAAACAGGAAGGAAUUUCAGUCCUUGCUGCCGUUAGCCAAUAGCCAGUUGGGUGGCCAUUGAUUUGUUUUUGUGAUGGCAUCUUCCAACGGUUGGGACUCUUGCUAGCAUAGGCUCUCCAAGUGCAAAGGCUACCGUUUCAAAAUGGCGGACUGCAGUCUGAAUUCUACAGUUACAAAAGAAGCUCAAAUUCACCCAAGAGUGGAGAUAUCGAUGUGUACGUCAAAAAGGACAUAAGAAAGGACAUUCCACAGGGUGGACUGUGCUGGUGACCACUCCUCAGUCCAGGAAGUGUGCCUUUCCAAUAUGUUACAGUCACUGGUUGAAUUGUUGUCUCGGGAUUUUCAAACCCACCCAAUUUAGGUCACAACUGUACGUGGCAGGACUCCAUUGUUACACACACAAAGGGGGGUUGGUUAUGCCAAAGACAAUUUAGGCCUCAGGCUAAUGAUGAGCAGGGACAAUAUAUUUUAGAUUUUUUAAAAAAAGAAAAGACAAGUGGCUUUAUAUUUAAAUAUUUGUGUUUUCUGUUGGGAAAAGGGUUAAGAGUUGAUUUAAUAUAUCACACUUUAGAGCAGAUUUAGAGGGUGUCUGUUGAAGUGGUGUAUUUUUUUUGUAUUAAUGAUAAUUAAAAAAACAAAACAAAA
Molecule: messenger RNA, 2676 nt
Organism: Heteronotia binoei (common prickly gecko)
Lineage: Eukaryota; Metazoa; Chordata; Lepidosauria; Squamata; Gekkonidae
Gene: FOXA3
Product: forkhead box A3
Exons: 2
Coding region: 495-1754 (419 amino acids)
Biological process (GO): cell differentiation; anatomical structure morphogenesis; regulation of transcription by RNA polymerase II
Molecular function (GO): RNA polymerase II cis-regulatory region sequence-specific DNA binding; DNA-binding transcription factor activity, RNA polymerase II-specific; protein domain specific binding
Source: RefSeq, a predicted model, not a curated record